Molecule: messenger RNA, 1873 nt
Organism: Xenia sp. Carnegie-2017
Lineage: Eukaryota; Metazoa; Cnidaria; Anthozoa; Malacalcyonacea; Xeniidae
Exons: 2
Coding region: 155-1678 (507 amino acids)
Molecular function (GO): protein binding
Source: RefSeq, a predicted model, not a curated record
UCCGGUUAAACCUGAUGCAGACCGGUAUUUGUCGCUUUGUAAUAGCAAACGGUUCAUUGCCAAUUGACACGUCGCUUGUUCACCUUGGGUAUUGUUAAAUUUGUAACACUAUCUACUCUGUAGUACAACUAUUUGUAUCUUUCGUAAUAAGACCAUGUCUUGCAAUCUAGAAUCAGAAGAUUUACAGGAAUUUUCGACGAUCUACGCGUCAGAAUACAACAAGCCUGAACUUCACGACCGCAUUCUCGUGUUUGAUGUUGUGGCAGAAAAUGAAAUGUUGUUAGCAUAUAAAUCAAUUGAUGAAGAAGGAAAAGGAGAAAAUUCGUCGACUUUAAAGGAUCCAAGUGAUUAUCAAAAUAUCAUCGGUGAUGAUGAAAAAUCUAAAGACGAUAAUAUUGAAAGUGAAACAGGAAGUGUUUCCGCCCAAAGUGAAAGCACAUUGACAGACAACAAAGAAACGCAAACUGACAUUGGAGACCGAGAAUUCCAGUUUAACACAACAGAGAAUGGCAUAAAUGAUUCAUUCAUUCGACAACACAAGAUUUUUGUCCAUAGCUCAUGGCUAGCUGUACAAAGCAACUAUUUCCGAUCACUCUUUUUCUCAGGUAUGAAAGAAUCAAAAGCUAAAGAUGUUCAUCUCAUGGUCAGUGAAUCAGAGGAAACGUCUCAUUUGAUGAUGCUGGAGGCUGUUUACAACUCUGACAUUUUAAAUGAUGCCAGUGUAGAAGACUUGCUAGCAGGAAUGAAGCUUGCUGACAAGUACGAGUUGCGCUUUCUCUUCAAGAAAUGUAAAUGCGUUCUUAAAACGCGUGUGACAACUCUAGAUACAUGUCGACAGGUUUUUCACUUCAUUAGAGAGAAGUACAAUUUUGAGAACGUUGAAGAUCUUCUACAGUCAGUGGAAGUUACGAUGAGCGAGAAUUUCACUCCUUUAGAGAAGCAUUUUUACACAGAGAAAUUUACGAGUCAUUCGAAACCUUUCAUUAAACAUCUUUUGCACAGUGUCACUCUUCAAACACGCCAUGAGAAUAAUGUGUUUCAAGCACUCAUGCAUUGGAUGGAGGUGAACAAUGUUGAUCCAGAUUCCCUUGGAAAUGACGAAGAUUUCUUACGAUCAGUUCGAUUCGAAUGUUUGUCUGUAGACUAUUUGUACAACUUUGUUAAAAAUCAUCCAGUGGCAAGCAAAAUGCCAGGAUUCAACAAUUGUCUGCUAUCUGCUAUGACUUAUCAUGCUUUGAAAACACAUGCAUCGUUGAAGCGUAUUACCGAGAAUGAUAUACAUCCCAGGCCUCGACAGCCACUUCCGCUCACAACGUCUCUAUUCAGUUGGAAUAUUGUAAAAUCGCAAUUUUUUAGCUAUGACGAGAGUCAUUUUUUAACUUCAGAUACAUUUUGGCUUUGUGGCUACAAAGCAAACAUGCAGCUUAAAUACAUUAGUCAUAACUCUAAUAGAUAUGUAUUUCAGGUUUUGCUAACACUUCUCGACUUGCCAGAAAAAAGUAGUGUUAUUUUAAGUUGUUUCAUAGAUACACCAGAUGAAAGUUCAUGCGCGGAGAAAAGGAUUAAAAACGAGUUCACACACGAUACUCCGUCACAAAGUACCGAUAAUAUUUCAGUCAAUAAACAAUACACUCGUUCAAACAUUGAUAUAAAUAUAAGAGUUGAUAAAAUAUUCUAAAAAAUUACCGAGCAAAGUAUUUACAAUAGCCAUUGAAAUUAUGACUUAAGUUUAGAUCUGAAGAUCUAAAAUAUCAAUCUGAAAUAAUCUUUAUUAUAUGUGUAACAUAACCAAUCAACUACACGAAUAGUUGCCAUGGAGAUACCUAUAAGCAAAGCUGAAGUUGAAGUUAAAUAAAACGGAGCUAAAAACGUA